AUGGCCCAGUGGGACAGUGAGCUGGGGCCACAGGUGCUUGGGACCCCCAAGCAGGAGUGCCAGAUCUGCUACAGCCGCUACGACGCCCACACCCGCAGACCGAAACUGCUGCCCUGCAGCCACCGCCUCUGCGCCAGGUGCCUGCACAGGAUGGUGGCUCUGGGGGACGCGUCGCCCCGCCAGCUCCGCUGCCCCUUCUGCCGCCGGCAGAGCCCGGUGCCCGGCGGGGAGGUGCAGCAGCUGCAGGACGAUGGCCAGAUGCUGGCGCUGGUGACCAGCCACCAGCAGGCCACGAAGCAGGGUGCCCCCCGGUCCCCUGAGGUCCUCCUCUGCCCCAGUGUGCUGGAGCCUGCAUCUGGCCCCGACUGCCUGGUUGUCACCAUCCUGGAGGUGCCAGAGGAUGUGUCCCCGCCUGAGGGCCUGGGCGGGCUGGAGGUGGUGGGGCUCUACCGCCCCACCAGCCUGGGCUCGCUGCCCUGCCACGGCCCUGGGCAGAAGUGCCGCUCCUGGGGGAGGCGAACUGCUCCCCGCUGCAUCCUCGGUGUCCUUGGCCUUCUCUACUUCAGCUCCCUGCCCUUCGGCAUCUACCUCCUGCUCAUCGAGCACCACGGCCUGGGCAUCGUCCUAAUCAGCCUCGUGCCCUCCACCCUCCUCCUCUGCAUUGUCUACAGCCUCUGUCAGUGUGUGUGCCGGGAGGUCUUCAGGUUCUCCCACUCCUGACCCUGGACAACUGAGCCCUGUGACCAGGGAGGCUUUGGGCACCUUGGAGUGUUGCCCCUUGGGGUGCAGGUGUUCCCUGCCCCACAGGGUGCCAAUGUGCCUGGACCAGGGUGCUCAGCGCCCGCUGCCUUUCCUUGCAGAACAGCGCGGGCUUUGCCAAGCAGGAGCCCAGGCCAGAGCAGCUGCAGGAGUUCAUUGCAGCCUACAAGCAUUCAGGCCAGACCCUCAUCUUCUCAUCCUCCUCCUUGCCCUCCUUCUCCUGUACAGCAAAGAAUUGAAGCUGGGCCAAGAGCAAAGCAGCAGCCGGGCAACAAACCCCAACUAGGGAAGGGUGAGUGGUCAGCGCCUGGCACCGCAGCUGGAGGGGCCCCGGCUGCAGCCCAGCACCAGCAGAAGGGCGGGCAGAGCCCAGGGCUCCUGUGGCCGGGCCGGCACCAGCACAGCUCCGUGUCCAUAGUGUAAAUAGUUGUGUCCGUGGCGCCCGCGCUGCUGGCGGGGCUGCUCCCAUCGCAUCCGUGUUUCACUCCCACAUGUGUGAGUCCCGUGUUGGCCGCCGCUGUGUACCAUAGAGGGGAGGAGCAGGGAAGAGGAGUUUCUUCGGUGUGUAAAGGCGUCUUUGCAGCUGUUUUGUAGUCGUUGUGGUUUUUAUGCCGAGCCUCUGGGCUUUGUUUAACCUCCUUGGGUUUUGUUUUGUAAGGAUUAAUUUAACACCGCUAACCAUUUUAUUACUUUUACCAAGAGCAAAGUCUACUUUUGAUUUCUGUUUCCUGGUUCUUAGGAACAUUAAAACCAGCAUACAGCUCUG
Molecule: messenger RNA, 1525 nt
Organism: Apus apus (common swift)
Lineage: Eukaryota; Metazoa; Chordata; Aves; Apodiformes; Apodidae
Product: E3 ubiquitin-protein ligase RNF182-like
Exons: 1
Coding region: 1-720 (239 amino acids)
Source: RefSeq, a predicted model, not a curated record